AUGACGCUGACUCUUAAGUGCAGCACCAUUGAAACUGGUGACAUAAAUCACAUGAUUCAACAAACUUCCGUCUCAAACUUCUUUUCAAAGAAAUCGCCCCCCGAGGAAUAUUUAGUACUAAAUAUUGGAACCACAUGUGAGAAACUUCACUUGAUGUCACUUCAAAAGAAUCAAAAUGACGAAGAGAAAUUGCAAAUAUUAUUCAGAAUAGAAAAUUUGAACAUUACGCAACCAUUCAAACUAAAUGGAAAAUGUUUUUCUGCUUUCUUCGUUCAAUGUUCAAUUAGAAUCCAAAAUGUCUUCUAUCUUCUGUAA
Clunio marinus is the source of this 315-nucleotide messenger RNA. Lineage: Eukaryota; Metazoa; Arthropoda; Insecta; Diptera; Chironomidae. The record is from the annotation of a GenBank genome assembly.